Molecule: messenger RNA, 1630 nt
Organism: Schizosaccharomyces japonicus yFS275
Lineage: Eukaryota; Fungi; Ascomycota; Schizosaccharomycetes; Schizosaccharomycetales; Schizosaccharomycetaceae
Product: alcohol dehydrogenase Adh1
Exons: 1
Coding region: 139-1476 (445 amino acids)
Molecular function (GO): oxidoreductase activity; zinc ion binding; alcohol dehydrogenase (NAD+) activity
Source: RefSeq, a predicted model, not a curated record
AAAGCUUAAGACAAGCAAUUUCCAGUGCGUUUCCACCAACUCAUCCCCUCUCUCAAUCGUGGUCUGCUCCUCCUUCUUCACUUCCCGACCACCACCAAACUUUCUUUGUCUUUGUUCGCACGUCUUAGAAGCUACACCAUGUUUCUUCGUUCAUUUGGAAGGCAGCUGCUCCGUGCUCCCUCCUCCUCCUCGUCCUUCCUCUCAGCAAACGUGUCCCGCGCUGCAGCACGUUCGGUCUCGCAAGCAGCUGUUUACCGCAACUCGUUGUUCUGCGGAAGCCGGGCUCUCGCACGUCAUCACCACCACCAUGCUGGAUGUGGUUGUUCCGGCAGUGCGUCUCGCUUAACGACGAAGCGGGGUUCUACGGCUGCAGGGACCGUCGCUAGUGAGAUUUCGGCUGCUGCUGCUGCUGCCGGCGCCGCUGCGGGCAUUCCCCGUAUGCAGAUGGGAGCAGUGAUUACCAAGCACGGCUCGCCCGAGGAAGUCGAGUUCAAGCAGAUUCCCGUGCCCGAGCCCGGCCCUGGCGAGGUUCUGGUCAACAUCAAGUUCACCGGUGUUUGUCACACUGAUCUGCACGCCCUUCACGGUGAUUGGCCGCUUCCCGCAAAAAUGCCGCUUGUUGGUGGCCACGAGGGUGCCGGCUAUGUGGUUAAGGUUGGCGACGGCGUCACUGACGUCAAGCUCGGCGACCGUGUCGGCAUCAAGUGGAUGAACGGCUCGUGCGGCAAGUGCGAGUACUGCUUAUCCGCACGUGAAAGCUUGUGUCCCCACAUCCUGCUCUCGGGCUAUUCCGUCGACGGCACUUUCCAGCACUACGCCAUCGGUAAGGCUGAUCAUGUGACUCCUAUUCCCGAUAACGUUUCGCUUGAGGUCGCUGCCCCCAUUAUGUGUGCCGGUAUCACUGUUUACCGUGCCCUGAAGGAGGCCGCCGUGCAGCCCAACCAGUGGGUCGUUUUGCCCGGUGCCGGCGGUGGAUUGGGCCAUUUGGCUAUCCAGUAUGCUCGUGCCAUGUCUAUGCGUGUUGUCGCCAUUGAUUCCGGUGCCGACAAGGAGAAACUGUGCCGCGAUUGUGGUGCCGAUGUCUUUAUCGAUUUCCGCAAGGAAGCCGAUGUUGUCGCCAAGGUGAAGGAGGUUACCGGAGGUGGUGCCCACGGAACAUUGGUUCUUUCCACGUCUUCCAAGUCCUAUCAACAAGCCACCGAGUUUUCUCGUCCCGGAUCCACUCUCGUUACCGUGUCUAUGCCUCCCGAUGCCCAGCUGAACGCCGACAUUUUCUGGUUGACGGUCAAGAUGCUUAAGAUUUGCGGCUCUCACGUCGGCAACCGUCUUGACUCCAUUGAGGCCCUCCAAUACGUCUCCAGCGGUGCCGUCAAGCCCGUGUACAAGGUGCAGCCCUUCUCUACCCUUCCUCAGGUCUACUCGGCUAUGGAGGCCGGCAACAUCGCCGGUCGUAUCGUCCUCGAUCUUAGCUUGUAGUCAGUUUCAUUGUACGCGCACGCUCUUUCCUCCUCUGCCCCCUUGCAGAUGAUUUUUGCUACUUUUUAAUGUCUCUACGACGCCUCUUACAGGCUCCUUCCACACAGGUGCACCAGCUGUUUUUGUAUACAAUUUAAAGUUUUUAUUACCUUUA